Molecule: messenger RNA, 438 nt
Organism: Notechis scutatus (mainland tiger snake)
Lineage: Eukaryota; Metazoa; Chordata; Lepidosauria; Squamata; Elapidae
Biological process (GO): neuron projection extension; nervous system development
Cellular component (GO): plasma membrane
Source: RefSeq, a predicted model, not a curated record
AUGGCACUCCGACCCGGCGCGGUGCUGCUGCUACUCAUCACGCUGGGGCACUUGCUCAAGCUACUGACGGCAGAAACUCAGUGUGAAAAUAUUUAUCAGGAUUUCUCUGGCUGCAUCUUAAAAUUAGGAGAGAACAUGGCUAGAUAUGAAGAAGAAGCGGAAGAAGACAAAGUGAACCAGAGUCUGCUGCAAGGAUUGCAGGUUGUUUGUGGAUAUUGGAAUGAAUUUCAUAAUUGUGCGAUGGCUACUCUUUGGGUAUGCCAGAAGGAGAUGGUGACUGUCUGGGAGAAAUUGAAAAAGGAAUCUAGAAAAAUCAAAUUUGAAGGCAAUCUUUUUGAACUCUGCAUCUCCAGUAACUACCAGAAUUUACCCUCAUCCCAGGUCCCAACCCUUUUUCUAUUAGGCAUCACACUGAUGCUCAUUUGGCUCAAUUUAUGA